CACACAAAUAAUUUACCAGUAUGAUUAUGGACGAUUGUGAUUAUGUGGUGAUGAAAUGGGUAAACGGGCAGAUGGCAGGGCAUUGGAUCAUGUGAACAGCUUACACCUUGCAACAAAAAAAAGAAAAGGACUAAUAAUUAAGUACAAGUAUAGUUAAUGGGUUGGCUUGAGGACUUGGAGGUUUUGUUUGCUUUAUUGAUUUUGCUUAUUCUAGGGUUAAUUGCUUGAACCUUGGCCGGGGGCAGAGGUAAACUUGAAUCCCAAUUAGCUUAGGCCACAAGGGAUUCGAUUGAACUUGGGAUUUGUCAUUUGGAUUCCCUUUGGUCCAUCCAUUGCACCAAACUCAAAUGAUUUAAUGUUUGAAACGUCAAUGGAUUGACAAUCACACUAUCUCAAUCAAAUUAUAAACAUAAAUUUUUUGAACGAAAAAUUAUUUGCGUUUAGAUGUAAAUCGCAAGUCUCUUAUUUUAUUGAAAAGAAAUAUUGAUUCACAACUGUAUGAUAAAUGCAUAUGCACCAUCAUUGCAAUAUAUUUAGUGUUAUGAGAGUUUAAUAGCUAAUUAUAAAUACUCUAUUUGAAGUUUCGAGCAAAAUUUUCCUAAUUUAAGGAUAAAGAUUUAAUAAAUAGCAUUUAGCUCACAUUCACCACAUAUAUUUCGAAGAAACAACCCCUUGCACAAUUUUAUUUUUUUUAAACUGGGUUGGUGAUGGUGGAGUCGUUCAACUCCUAUAGUCAUAUGAAUGCUGAUGGACCAUAUUAAAGCAUUCUCAAAACUCAAAGCUUAUCCUCUAGACUGAGGGUGGUAGCUAAGGAAUGAAAGGGAGCUUACUUGGCUUGGAAAUAAUAAUAAUAAUAAUAAUAAUAAUAAUAAUAAUAAUAAUAAUAAUAAUAAUAAUAAUAAUAAUGAUAGAUGGUCGGCCCGGGAAAAAACAUAAAGCUUAUGCAUUUGAUUGUGCUGUUUUUGGUUCUUUGUUGUUGGUGGGUUGUAACAAAUUAUAAUCUGUGGCUGUGGCUGUGGCUUCCAUGACCAUUGCAUUGCAGUCCUUCACAUUUGUUGGUUCUGAUUAAAGCAAUGGAGUCGGUGCCUCCCUUCGCCUACAGAUUAAGACUAAUAUUCACGUUUUAAAUGGCAGUCUCUCUCUCUCUCUCUCUCUCUCUCUCAGUUCAAUGAAGUUUGACCAUUUUCUCUCUGUAUCAACUUGCAAUCUGCAACAAGCUUACAAACAAAUUACAAUGUGGUUAUGUUAUACUUCUGCUCCCUUUCAAGUUUCAUCAAUGACGUUUUCUCGUCUAAUAUAACUAACACCAACUGGUUCACAACGGGCCCCCAGUAAGACGUCAUUCGCCUCAGCCCGCAUCUUUGGCCAAACCCGCUGCCAUGGCCCAAUAGAAUAAAGGGAGUUGCUUACCUUGGCGCCGUCUGCCAGGAAAUACAGCGCGGCAAAGAAACUGAAAUGUCAGGAUUGAGGCGCUGCUGCUACGGCUUCCCUUCUCGCCACUGCUUCGCUACUGUUCACAAAACCCUAAUCAGUUAUCGGUGCUACGAUUCCAGGAUUUUCCUUCCCACUACUGCAUCGCUGUUGGAUUCCCGCCUCCCCAUUUCCGUUUCCGCGCCAUUGAAGAAACGAAGCUUCUCCGCUCCCGCCGUCGAUUAUCCUCUUCCGGGUGUUGCCUGCGUUGAGCCCAAGUUGCUAUUUUUCUUUAUGAGUUUGUUUCUUUUCUGCACUGUUUAAUCUUUCAUACAGGAGUCGACGACGUUCUCGUUGGGUAUUUGUUGGGGAAGAAGAAGGCAACUGAAGUGGCUCAUUUGUAGGUAACUUCUACCCUUUUUGCCAACCUUCCUUCUCUCCUUGUCUGUGAGGACUCGGAAUCGGUUGCGUCAUAGGUGAUUCAGGACUGUGAGUAAUGAAUAAUUGUCAGCACUUACAACCAUGCAGGUCUGUAUUCGAGUCCCAUGUUUAAGAACCUCUUUGUAAUUGCGUCUAAUCCAUCUCUGGCUGAUGACUUCAGGGUAUGGAGGCGUGUGGUUCAGCCAGGGGAUACCGUGGUAGAUGCCACUUGUGGAAACGGUCAUGACACUCUAGAGAUGGUUAAAAUGGUUUCUGACGAAUCGGGCAGAGGGCGUGUCUAUGGACUGGACAUUCAGAAGAAUGCUUUGAAUUGUACACUACUUCGUCUUUGCUUGAUGAGAGUCUCAGUCCCAGGGAGGUGGGUACACUAUUGUCUAUUGAUUCUUCAAUUCGAGGGUUCGGAGACUGUCAUUGAACUUUAUGGAAAUCUUGUAGUGACUUGUCACUGCUAAAGCCAAAUACAGCAACAUAUUUUGGCUGCCAUUUCUGCUGUUGUUUUUGAAGUUUUUGAACAAAUAGAGAGAGCCAUUGUUGUACCAAAAGCGUUCCUUUUAUUACCAAAUUUCUCUAUGUGUUCCCGUUGUUAUGGUAUAUACCUAGUCCAUGAUUGCUUACUGAUCCUCAAAUAACAUGCAGAGGGAACUUGUCAAGCUUUCCGGCAUCUGCCACAGUAGAAUGGAAGAAAUUGUACCAGAAAAUAGUCCAGUUAGGCUUGUGGCAUUCGACCUGGGCUAUCUUCCAGGGGGCAACAAAAAUAUCAUCACUGUUCCACAAACAACCCGGUUAGCCUUAGAUGCAGCCAAGAGGAUUCUUCUAGCCCCCAGAGGAUUCAUCAGCUUAGUUGUUUACAUAGGGCAUCCUGGUGGAAGGGAAGAAUUGGAGGCUGUUGAAGGUUUUGCUUCAGGAUUACCUGCUGAUGAAUGGAGCUGAUGCAAGUUCCCGAUGUUAAACAGGCCUUUAGCUCCUGUAUUGGUUUUCUUGUUUAAGAGAUGACUUGAUGAUCAAGCUGUUAUUCUGCAAUCUUUCUGGUAAACUAUAAAUGUUUGGGUUUGAGUUUGUAAUGCAAUUUCAAGAAUUUUUCAUGUUGUUAAUCCAAUGAUAUGACCAGAUUUGCUCCUGAAAAAAAAAAAAGGUUUUUGCUU
Messenger RNA from Linum trigynum, 2993 nucleotides. Lineage: Eukaryota; Viridiplantae; Streptophyta; Magnoliopsida; Malpighiales; Linaceae. The record is from the annotation of a GenBank genome assembly.